AGGAGUGACUGACAAGUGACUAGUGAGUAGCGAGUAAUCCAUUCCGGCCAGCGCCAAAAUCCUGCGGGUUUUAGUACAGCUGACAGCGGUAGUCGCAGAUGUAGCAGCGGUGGUGGUGGUCUUGAGAGAUGGCGGCCUUAAGUUUUGGUCACCUGGCAACAGCAACACCUCCAUUCCUCUCUCCUCUCCGCCUCAACAUCAAUACACCGUGCUUCCAUCUUGGUUGCAGUCAUUUCCCGUUCACAGCCAGCAUACGCCGCAACUCAUGCCUUGUCACCCUCUCUUACUCCAACAAAUCUAAAAGUCGACUCCAAAUUGAGAAGGAAAGAGAGUUUCUUGAACAAUAUGGUCUCAAUCCUGACGAGUUUUUACCCCAUUCAUCUCCACAGAGGAAGAGGAGAAAAGGGCAGGCAAAGACGGGAGAAAACGGAAGGCAGGAAAUCACAGAGGAACCCAAGCAUCCAAGGGAAACCCAUAAAUUGCUUCAGGUGCUUGCAGGAAAAGCUCGAAGGAAAAAAUUACUUUCACCGAAAGGCAUGGAUGUACGCCCAAUGAUGGAAGUGGUGAAGGCUGCUGCAUUUGCCAUUUUACAGGCGGCUGGUGGUAGCCCUGCAUCUCUACGGCCUGGUCGUUGGUUAGAUUUAUACAGUGGUACAGGAUCUGUUGGCAUUGAAGCUAUCAGUAGAGGAUGCUCAGAGGCCCAUUUUGUUGAGAUGGAUCCUUGGGUUGUCUCAGAUGUUCUACGACCAAAUUUACAGUGGACUGGUUUCCUUGAUGUAUCAACCAUACAUCCUGUCCGUGUGGAGGAUUUCUUGGAAAGGGCAGAACAAUUUGCUGUCAGGAGCUUUGAGUCUCUCAAUUACGGUAAACGUGCGCCAUUUGAUUAUGUAAGUGUUACACCCCCAUAUAUGGCAGUAGAUUAUGGGGUAUUGAUGAACCAAAUUUCAAGUUCAUCCGUAAUUGGAGAGGACACAUUUAUUGUAGUUGAAUACCCUUUGAAAACUGACAUGCUUGAUUCAUGUGGUUGCCUCACUAAGGUUGUUAAGCUGCUCGAAAUUUCCAGCUUGAUUAAAGAGUUGCAACCUGGUUUCAUGCUUUGCCAGCUGCUUGUAAUCUUUCCAUGCAUAUUCUACAUCCAAAAGCUGGUCACCAUGAGAUCAUUUUUAUCAACUCAAACUGCGCAAAUUCAAGUGACUCGUCUGGAGUGUGACCUUCACUUCAUUGCUGCCACUUAUGUUGGGUGA
Coffea eugenioides is the source of this 1244-nucleotide messenger RNA. RefSeq lists its product as uncharacterized. Gene Ontology annotation, biological process: rRNA methylation. Bases 129 to 1244 code for a protein of 371 amino acids. The transcript has 10 exons. The record is from RefSeq and is a predicted model, not a curated record. NCBI's taxonomy places the organism in Eukaryota, Viridiplantae, Streptophyta, Magnoliopsida, Gentianales, Rubiaceae. Gene Ontology annotation, molecular function: methyltransferase activity.